This is a messenger RNA of Salvia hispanica, 822 nucleotides long. RefSeq lists its product as uncharacterized. Gene Ontology annotation, biological process: regulation of flower development. Gene Ontology annotation, molecular function: protein binding; DNA-binding transcription factor activity. Lineage: Eukaryota; Viridiplantae; Streptophyta; Magnoliopsida; Lamiales; Lamiaceae. The record is from RefSeq and is a predicted model, not a curated record. Gene Ontology annotation, cellular component: nucleus.
AUGGCUGCUUCAGUCCCUCACAAUUACCACUGCUUCGAUUACCCCAGUCUUCUCCCUAACAACGGAGAAACCUCCUCAAACAUGUUCAACUCCAACAUGCAGCUGCUGCAGCUUCCGUUGCUGAGCUACGACGUCAAUUCCCCGGUUUCAGUCGCGUCUUUUCCCGACGUCCAAUUUGGCCUUGCUUCCGAUUAUAUGGUCGUUCCUCAGAUGGACACCGGCUUUCGUGAUUUCUCCGUCUCUGAUUACAAUCAGAGCCAAGUUUUUGAUUCCGGAUCGGAAGAGUGUAGUGGAUCAGUCUGGCCACCUUACAAUCCCUUGCUUGCUGAAAAUUGGGGGAUACAAGGGAAAGAUGCGACAAUGGCGGAGGAGAGCGAUCAGGUGAAGGUGGGGAGAUAUUCAGCUGAAGAAAGGAAGGACAGAAUUGUUAGAUACUUGAAGAAGAGAAACCAGAGAAAUUUUAACAAGACCAUCAAGUAUGCGUGUCGUAAAACCCUAGCAGACAAGCGUGUUCGAGUUCGUGGGAGAUUUGCCAAGAACAAUGAAGCUGAAAUAUUGAUGGACUCACAACAAAACAAUUCAUUUCACCAAGAUGAUGAGGACUAUUGGUUGCAAGCAGCCAUGGACAAUCUUGCCCACUUUCCUUAUUUAGCCACCUAGAACCUUGGAAUUUUAUCCAUAUUGGUGCUGUCACAAUUAAUAACUCUUUGCUGUUUAUUGUAUAAAUUGAAUUGCAUGUCUCGUAUUAAUCGAAAAUGAUUAACGAGGAGUACUAUAUUAGCAGUCAGUUUUAUUCCAAUAUAAUUCUACGUACUUAUGCAA